UAGAGGCACGAACGGCUCUUUUAGAGAUGGAAGCCGACUGGGGCUUUUCCUCGCGAAUAUAAUUUUUUUUUAUUACGUGCUGAGCCGCUCUAUCUCUGACUGUUCCUCUAGUGUCUAUGUUUCCGUUAAAGGGGCCGCUUGGCUUUCAGAGCUGAGGACACCCGAGAUGCUGCUUACGGUGAAGGCGCUGCAGGGCCGGGAAUGCUGCCUCCAGGUUUCCCCUGAUGAGCGCAUCUCCUCUCUCAAACGCCUGGUAUCAGAGAAGCUGAAUGUCCCAGUGUCACAGCAGCGCUUGCUUUUCAAAGGCAAAGCUCUGGCAGAUGAACACCGACUGUCUGAUUACUCCAUUGGGCCUGAGUCAAAGCUCAACCUUGUGAUCAAACCGUUGGAGAAGGCAUCUCCUGAAGAACCUGGCCGCAGAGCUGGUCCCCCGCAGAGUCCUGCCAUCUGGCACACUUUGGCCCAGGUCCUGGGCAGGCAUUUCAGUGUGGCUGAUACUGAGAAAGUACUGGAGCAACUGCAGAAGGAUUAUGAGCGGAGCCUUCGAUUGCUGAGCUUGGAUGACAUUGAGCGCAUGGCUGCCCGCUUGCUGCACCCUGAGGUGGCUGAGGCUGUAGAAAUGGGCUUCCUGGAUUAGCUGUCGAACUUGGGAACUGAGCCCUGUCUGCCCCUUUGGACAGAGAGCCCCCGGGCGGGGACCAGUUUGGGGCUUACUGGGAACGAUCCCUCUGGACUGCUGUUAAAGGGGCGUAGAGCAUCUGUAACUACUCCCCGUCCAUUAAAGGAGGCGAUGGGUGAGGCUGAUCUGCUCUGUCUGAUGUGUCCAGUGGAAGUGGGAAAAUGAUGUUUAUAAAGAGAUUGCCUGUGCAUAUCAAGAGAUGGAGCUACCUCUUCCGUUAGGGGCAGCUGUGUUUAUACAUAGAUUUCUUGUUCAUCACCGGAGCCUGAUGACAUCUAAUAGAUUCAUAUUUAUUGUUUUAAUCAAAGGCCAUCUCCAGAGUAAUGUUCACCAGAAAUUACAGGAAGAAAAUGAAAUCUGAAUAAUACAAAUUUAGAUUACAAAAUUAAAAAAACUUAGUAUUGCUGCUUUCUAGUGUGAAUGUAUAAACUUGAGGCAUAUAAAUUAUCCCAAGUCCCCUGUACAAUCAAUAGCACCUGAUGCGACAAACAUUUGUCUAA
Varanus komodoensis (Komodo dragon) is the source of this 1179-nucleotide messenger RNA. RefSeq names its product ubiquitin like 4A (gene UBL4A). Gene Ontology annotation, molecular function: protein binding. Bases 167 to 637 code for a protein of 156 amino acids. Gene Ontology annotation, biological process: post-translational protein targeting to endoplasmic reticulum membrane. The record is from RefSeq and is a predicted model, not a curated record. The transcript has 4 exons. NCBI's taxonomy places the organism in Eukaryota, Metazoa, Chordata, Lepidosauria, Squamata, Varanidae.